AUGCAGGCCACCGAGUCCGACUAUCCAACCCCGCCUGAACUCCACGUCGCUGCGUGGAAUGCGCUCAGCCAGGAAGCGACAGACAUCACACCGCGUCUCAUUGUGCAUAUCGAUCGUGCAUCGCAGCAGACGCAGUCGUUACCGAAGCGGGCAGUAGGACAGCGCAACGACUUCUAUCGCAGAGCUUGCUGGGCUCCUGAUGGUUCGGCACUCUUGGCGGUAACAGAAUCACAGCAGACGCACACAUAUCGCUGUCAGCGUUCUUGCGCUUCAGAUGCAAGCGUCCAUGGUGACCUUCUCGAGCUGCAAAUGAAGCGUAAGGGCCCUUCGCCGCUGCUCGAUGCCAUCUGGUAUCCCGUACCUGCUGUACAACAUCUGACAGACAAUGAUCAAAUCCAUGUGCCAACUUUGACGUCGGAGCCGAUAUGGUGCUUCGCCGAGUCGCAUCGAGACCUUCCCAUCAGGCUCACUGCAAGCCAUGACGGUCGCUGUCGCGCGAGCUACUCGAUCAUGAAUCACGUCGAGAAGUUCGUCGGUCCUCACUCGCUCGUCUUCAGCCCCGAUCUCUCGCGUAUCUAUUGUGGACUUGAUUCGGCCCUUGCCGUGUUUCCUCUUUCACUGCCUGGUCUCAAUACACAUGCUUUUAUUCCGCUCAUCCAGGCUAAACGUUCUGCAGGAGGACAAAGGGGCAUUGUCUCGGCGCUAGCAGCUGCUGCUGAUCCGAGUCAACCAACACAAGAGCUCGUCGCUGUCGGCACCUUCAGUGGAACGGUCGCCAUUUACAGCUUCAAUCCAGCAGAGUUUCCCGAGCCGGUGGAACACAAUGCGGUACAUGUGUCAACCAGUGAUGGCCAGCAGUGCCUUGCUCAGAGGUCGUGCCUAGCAGGAUGGCGAGAGAUCGAAGGCGAGGGCCUUACGCAGCUCAGGUUCCAUCCGCUGACGCCAUACGUGCUCUUUGUUGCCUCGCGGCGUUCAGACUACAUCUACGUCUAUGACAUUCGCUACUUGAUGGGAGACACGUUGAGAUGGAAUUUUCGACCACUGGCGCAAGCAUCCGGUGGCGUGCGGACGGGUCCACUGCUGGCCAAGUUGCGGCGACCAGGCGCUGCAAGUCAUCAACGCCUCCACUUUGAUGUUGAUUGGGCCGGACGGUGGCUCGUCACGGGUGAUGAGAUGGGCAUGAUUCAUCUGUGGCGCAUCGAUGUCGGUCGCUUUGUGGAUCAAGCUGACGUUGACAAGAUGGACAAUAGUCAAGGUAUUGAGCUGAUGCCGGAUCUCAGCUGGAAGGCGCAUCAAGAUUCGGUCGGGUCCGUCGCAUUGCAUCCACACGAGCCAUGGCUUGCAUCUGUCUCUGGGUCGCGGCACUGGCCUGAUGCGGAUAGUGCGCAUAGCAGUGAAUCAGGAUCGGAAAGCGACAAAAGCUCGGAUCGCGGAGGGGCUGGCAGCUCACGGCGAGCUUGGACGACCAAGGAGGACUCGCUGAAAGUGUGGGACUUUUCCGAGCCUUGGAGACGUUGCGCAGGGUAA
This is a messenger RNA of Mycosarcoma maydis (corn smut), 1527 nucleotides long. RefSeq lists its product as uncharacterized. The transcript has a single exon. Gene Ontology annotation, molecular function: protein binding. Lineage: Eukaryota; Fungi; Basidiomycota; Ustilaginomycetes; Ustilaginales. The coding region runs from base 1 to 1527 and encodes 508 amino acids. The record is from RefSeq and is a predicted model, not a curated record.